AGGCAUUUGGAGAGACACCAUAAGUCCAAGAGAUGAAGAGAAUUCUUUGUUGUUUAAAGAAAGAGACGGCAAACCACGAAGCCACGGAACACAUUCGGAAAGCAGAGGCCCCGCUUCUCAGUCUAGAAACGUUCACGGAUGCCAUGAAUGAAGCGGUUCGCAGGGAGUUGGAUGCUGCAUCUCGCAUCUGUGGAGAGUCGGGCAUCUCGAAUCACGAACGAAUCAUGAUUUUGCAGGCCAUGCAUCUCGGCCAGGGACUCUGGUACAAGUGUCCCAAUGGUCACAUCUAUGCGAACGGGGAGCGUAUUGAAGCCAUGCAGGAAUCCAAAUGCAACGAAUGCGGGGACAAAAGAUCGGCACCAGCUGCCCACGCCUGGGUAACGGAUGAUUCGCGGCACGAAUGAAGAACCUCCAGAAUGUCCAUCGACCUUGGAAUUUCUCUUCUGGUCUUGGUGCGAG
Darwinula stevensoni is the source of this 459-nucleotide messenger RNA. Lineage: Eukaryota; Metazoa; Arthropoda; Ostracoda; Podocopida; Darwinulidae. The record is from the annotation of a GenBank genome assembly.